GGAUUCCUGAUGCCUUCUGGAGCCUCCUGGGGCCGCCUGGGGCCUCUUGGGGCUUCCUGUGGCCUCCUGGGGCCUCCAGAACCUCCUCCGUGGCCAUUUUGGCUCAAGCCAUGUUGGCUCAAUCCAUUUUAGUUCAAGCCCGCCUUUUUGGCUCAGGCUCUCUUGCCUGCGCUUGCAGCAGCAUGCUCCUUCAGAACGACCUUGUGCUGUUUCGAGCCAGCGUGGCUCUUUCCUCUUUCAUUCAGUGAGCUCCUGCUGGAGCAAUUGUUACCGCGAUUCGUGAGGAGCCGUGGCGGGCAAGGAUUCCAGCAAGGGUAAGAAGGGCGUCGGCAAGGGCAACUACAGUUUCGACUAUGCGCCAUGGGUUUAGGAGGCGAACAGUCGUGCAGCGCACGUUUGGCCUUCUUGGGUUCCUGGUCUUCAGUCUAGCCAGCAUACUUCCAAUCUUGCUCAGCGCUGGGAGUGCCAGCAGUGCGGUUGUCGUCGCAACGCCUCAUGGUUCAGCUGGUGCAAGCACUGCGGCGCGAGUCGUCCACGCAUGAGCGGAAGUGUGUGGCAUGUCAGUGCUGGGAAGGGAGCUGCCAAGGGUUUGCCUCGCGCACCUUCCUAUACUGCCACAGGUGCCAAGUCGUCAUCUCCUCCUGUUCCGAAGCCGUCGACCGAAGAGUAGCUGCAGAUGGUGACUCUCUGUGGCAAGAUGGGUGACGUGGCACAGGCGAGGCAGCACUGCAUGGCCGCCACCGCUUUGUCAGCUUCGACGCAGAGUGAGAGCUUGCAGGUGCAGUUGUCGAAAGCGCAUUCUAAGGCUCAGUCAGCGGAGAAGAAGCUGGAAGCUGCUGCGCACAAGCUCGAGACGGUGCAGCAGCAUCUUGAGGCGCGGAGGGCGCAUGUGGGAGUUUUACGUGAUGAGUUCGAGCAGGCCGAGUCUGAGCACGGUGAGCAGGUCCGCGAAGUGCACAGGCAACUUCCUGCUCAUGAGCAGCCCGUCGAGUCCAAGCCAGCUCUUUCCAUCGGAUAUAUUUUGGAUGCUGAGAAGUUGUCCAACCUGGCCUGCCGGCGAAUGGCAUCUUCAAGACCGACGAGCUUGAGUACGAACUCGCGCCUGACGACACGCAGGGACUGGAGUUCCGAGCCAGCAAGCUGCGAGAGGGCGUCUCUUCCUUGGCCGCCGUCUUGUUCAAAGACUCGAAGGCCAAGGUGGACUCACUCCGUGCUGGUAAUGAUGCUCACCUCAAGAGGCUGGCGGCCAAGCGCAGAAGGUAUCAUCAUGACGCCGAAGGUGGAGCUUCCGAUAGUGCAGCGUCGGCGGCGGAAACGAUUCUUGCAGGCUGAUCGUCCCGGCGGAGCGGCUGGUGACAGUAGUUGUCUGAGGGUAGCCGUAGCAUGCGUGACCGAGCUGCUGCCGUCGCAAAGUCCCGACCCGUCCCCCUUGAAAGCCCUGGCAGGCACGAUUGAGAGGGCCUACGGGGCUUUUCCCGCGAUGGUCUUUCUAGGUGACUUCUUCCAGGGGUAUCUCAAAACGGUUGUUAGUCUUCCUCGGCUUUCAACGGCAUCCCGUCGCUGGCCCAGAUUCAACUCUGGAGCCGCAGGGGCUUCGCACGUUUAGCCGAAAGCUCAGGAGCCAAAGCUUCAGCCAAGUCGGCCAGGAUGCGCUGGACCGCGCUUCUGGUCAGAGCCGAAGCGGUGCUGCUCUCGCCUGCGUUGCGUCGCGUUGGCUCUGAGUUUUUCAGGCGCUCUCGUCUCAGCAGUGCGGCCCCGAUCGAUUCCUCGCUGCCUGCGCUGCUGUGCCCUGUCUUGACUCUUUGCGACAGGGUUGGGAAUGCGAGCCUGCGCUCGGUGUCAGGCUUCGAGCUGCCGCUGGCUGCUCCUGCCUGCAUGUUCGCAGCCAUCAGCGGAAGCAACUCUUCGAAUUUGUGGGAGAGCCACAGGGAAGGGAAGUCGUUGGUGGCCCCCUCUCCCAGGCCCCCGCAGCCCCCUCGGAAUGUUAGGUCUCAGGGCCCUUGUUGGAUUGGGUCUUGUGUCAGGGCUGCCCCGAGACAGGCCCCGUUUGCCUGCUCUGCCGGUUCUGUUUCUUUGACUCAGCCGUCCCGUGUUUUGGCGGCUGGCGUUUUUCAGAACCCAUAUCCGAACGCGGUUGAGCUUAACAAUCGGACCAUCAGCUGCCACUCCUGGGGCGCCGUGAAGGAUUUUCUCGAGGGUUACCUAGAGGCCCCAUCUCGUUUGCGAGGAUCGGUAAUUGAGGUUGCAAGUGCUUGGUGCAUCGAGCGAGGUUUGAAGUCUGUCUGGUCAGAAGUUCAGCCCGCGGAAGCUGGAGACACUUCUGCUGGUGUUGCGAUGAUUGUCCAUCCGUGGCUUGGUCUCAUGGAUGUACAUGGAUGGAAAGUUGUCGAGGG
Messenger RNA from Prorocentrum cordatum, 2393 nucleotides. NCBI's taxonomy places the organism in Eukaryota, Dinophyceae, Prorocentrales, Prorocentraceae. The record is from the annotation of a GenBank genome assembly.